Parnassius apollo (apollo) is the source of this 204-nucleotide messenger RNA. The record is from the annotation of a GenBank genome assembly. Lineage: Eukaryota; Metazoa; Arthropoda; Insecta; Lepidoptera; Papilionidae.
AUGCUGGUGACCCGUUUGGAAGCCAGCCCGGACCUUUGCGAGACGACUCAAUUCUUUUUGGCGCCGCACUGGCAGUAUGCCGUAUUAUUGGCGCCAAACUUCCCAUGGCUGGACGUGCUACUCAAAAAAGUAGCGCCAUCCCAGCCUGGAGAAAAAGAAUUGAGAACCGUAUCGCAAAGGCAAGGGCCCUUAUCGGCAGAUUGA